This is a messenger RNA of Notothenia coriiceps (black rockcod), 2067 nucleotides long. Its product is annotated as complement component receptor 1-like protein. Lineage: Eukaryota; Metazoa; Chordata; Actinopteri; Perciformes; Nototheniidae. Bases 131 to 1171 code for a protein of 346 amino acids. The record is from RefSeq and is a predicted model, not a curated record. The transcript is spliced from 13 exons.
GUUCAGCAGGGGAGGACCACAGUUAACUGGCAGCGGAGCGACUCGCUGCUCUGCAUCGCCUCUCAGGGGUUUUUGGAUCAACAAGAGACAGAACCUGGAUCAGAUCUUCAGUCAGCUUCUGCAGCCCGGCAUGGAGGUUCUCCUGGACACCUGUGGACGGAGAACAGUCAAAGUUUUGCUGUUACUCCACCUCUUCUUCGCGAAGGCAACAGCCGACUGCCCCAAACCUCAGACAAGGGGAGAUAUUGUCCUAACCGACAACGCACUUCUAAUGAAUACUUUUCCAAAGGGUGUUGUUGUCAAUAUGGAAUGUGCGAAUGGAUUUGUCAAAGACAGUGGCUCUGGGCUUAUAACCUGCGUUGAUGAUAAUUGGACUGAACCAGAUCUCACCUGCAAGAAGAAGGACUGUGGUCUCCCUACUAUUCAACCGAAUAUGAGCUUUAAUACCAGCGCCGGUACCCUGUUUGGUGCUGUAAUAAAAGUCAUUUGUGACAAAGGCUUCCAAGUCAGUGGAUCUAGCUUCAAACAGUGCUAUUCUUUGGGUUGGGUUGGAAAGGCCAAGUGCGAAAUUGUAACAUGUGAAAUACCUGUUAAAUUGACCAAUGGCAAAAGCCCAUGGGAUUCUAAAGAUGAACCAAUGUAUGGAGAAAUCAUACAGUACGUGUGUGAAGACGGAUACACCCUGAUUGGGAAAAAUAACACUAAGUGCAGCGAAACUGGUGUAUACGAUUCUCCACCGCCGACUUGUGAAGGAAUGACGGCCAAAGCUAUAACUACAACAGAAAUGGUAACACCAACACCAACACCUAAACCUGCAGCACAAGAUUCCUCUGCCGCACCCACAACUCUUAGAGAUAACACUGUCAGAACCAGCACAACAGCCGCUGUCUCACCUUCAGUAGGAGGUGGCAGAGAAAAUGUGACAGCUGAAGGUAGAGCUACAACCAGUGUAACAUCAAUGACGUCGUCUUCAUUUCAAGAUAAGCAUGAUGGGGCUGUAGAUACUAACCAGGACGUCGGACACAUGCCUGUUAUAAUCAGUGUGAUAUGCGUUUCAUUAGCUGUGUGUAUAAUGGCGCUCUUUUUACACAAGUUUCUUCUGAAAAGAAAAGGCUCAUAUGACACCAGAGAAGACCUGAAGCCGGAGUUAUUACAGUUCCAAAAUCUUUAGAUUGCCAGCCUGACAAAGCUCUGCAAAUGGAACCGCGCCUAUCUACUAAAGAGCAUCUGUUACCCAGGAGGGACGUGCCAAAAAAACAGUAGUAGUGCCUCUCAGAGGCGAUGGGGAAAAAAGAUAACUCACGUUAUUGUUAUUGCACUUCAAAUGGCAGAUACUCAAAUCUGUAAAAGUAUCAUAAUGUAAAGCAAAAUCCACUGAAAAGCACUUUUUUUAAUGAUUUUUGUAUUGCCGCUUUAUUUUAACAGUUGUAAAUACUUCGUGCCACUAUAGAAUUGCUAUUUUGUAUGUUAUUUAUGUUAUAGACUGGAAUAAAAUCCUUAACAUUGCUUCCAUGUCUAAUGAAGUCUUGGGAAUGUAUUUUUCCUUUUUUGUGUCUGUGUGUUUGCAGUGUAUGCAAAUCUUAAUUCAUUCAUUUAUGUGUUAUUUAUGUGCUUUUUUGUUAGGACAGACUCAUGAAAAGUUGAUUCAAGAGGCUUACAAUGUGGUUUCUUCAGAUUGCAGACUGAAACGGCGACUGUUAAAGAUACAAUCAGCUGCAUUCUUCGCCCUCUGACUUUCUCUUUGACAUUAUCUAUUGUUCUGGGGCUCUUUUUGUAAGCUUCAUGUGCAAACAUAAUCAGAAACCUUCUUUCUUGAGAGAAGAAUCCUACAGAGUAACUCCCAUCAAUGAAUGCUGUUUCACUAACUUCCCCGUAACUAAAUGUGACAGGAAAUUCUCAGGAAAGUGAUGAAAAUAUGUCUGACCUUGAGCGUGUGAAAGGGCUCAUUGUGCCAAAGGAGCAGAAGCCUUCAAGAGCUUGUCAACCUUUCAUAUUUGACAAGGCUGGGAUUGUAACGCACCAAUUGAUGAUACAACUCUUUUUUAUAUUAAAAAAACCUGACUGAGA